UCCGGCUGUGUGGGAGGGAGCCGGAUGCCGUUACCUCCGCCCGCCCCGAGAGGAGCGCGAGAGCCGCCCCGUGCCUCUUUGCUCCCUCCCGUGGGGCUCGUGGGGUCGGAGGCACGAGGGGGAGCAGCACGCGGCCAUGGAGCGCGACGGGAGCGAGCAGCCGCCGGACAGGGCUCCGCAGAUAGAAACAGAUGACCAUACAGCUCUGGUUAGUAAGCCCAGGAGUAAAGGAGGAAAUGGUGAUCUGGCAUCAGCUGGAUUUAACAUUAUCAACUCCAUCAUAGGAUCAGGUAUUAUAGGACUGCCCUACUCAAUGAAAGAAGCUGGUUUUCCUUUAGGAGUGCUGCUUCUGUUUGGGGUUGCUUAUAUCACAGAUUAUUCCAUUAUAUUACUGAUCAAGGGAGGAAAUCUCUCCAGCACCAACACCUAUCAAGAGCUUGUCAAAAAAACAUAUGGUUUUUUAGGUUAUCUAAUUCUUUCAACUCUUCAGUUUUUAUAUCCAUUUAUUGCUAUGAUUAGUUACAACAUAAUAACUGGAGACACUUUAACUAAAGUGUUCCUGAGAAUUCCUGGAGUUGGAUCUGAAAAUGUGCUUACUGAUCGUCGCUUCAUAAUUCUUUUCACCACUGUCAUCUUUACGUUGCCCUUAUCUUUAUAUCGUGACAUAGCAAAAUUGGGAAAGGUAUCUCUUGUUUCUCUGCUUUUAACCAUUGUCAUCCUGGUUAUUGUGAUGGUGAGGACAGUAACGCUUGAUCCACAGAUACCCAAAUCAGAAAAUGCAUGGGUAUUUGCAAAAUCAAAUGCAUUGCAAGCCAUUGGGGUGAUGUCUUUUGCAUUCAUCUGCCACCAUAACAGCUUUUUAAUAUAUGGCUCUCUGAAAGAACCCACAUUAAACAACUGGUCUCGAAUCACACAUGUGUCUGUUUUACUUGCUGUUGUUAUCAGCGUACUAUUUGCUGUAUGUGGAUACAUGACUUUUACAGGAUACACAGAAGGAGAUAUAUUUGAAAACUACUGUAGAGAUGACAACCUUGCAACUUUUGGAAGGUUUUGUUAUGGAGUUACUGUAAUUCUGACUUUCCCUCUUGAAUGUUUUGUCACCAGAGAGGUGAUUGCCAAUGUAUUUUUCCAUGGGAACCUCUCAACUGCUUUCCAUAUUGUUGUGACAGUAUUUAUCAUUGCUGUGGCGACUGGUGUAUCAUUAGUGUAUGAUUGCCUUGGAAUAGUUUUAGAACUGAAUGGAGUUCUGAGUGCUACCCCACUUGUUUUUAUCAUCCCAACAGCGUGUUAUCUAAGGCUGUCUGAAGAGCGUUGGAACCAUUCAGAUAACCUCAUCUCCUGCCUGAUUCUUGCUGUCGGUGUGCUAGUGAUGACAGUUGGGUUUGUUUUGACUAUCUUGCAUCCCCAGGAAUGUAGCCAUGGAAAAGAAAUGUUUUACUGCUUUGCUAGUAAUGUUUCUUUUCACAACGGUACGCUUCCCCCAUAGGUAAAGCUCCAGUCUCUGAACUAGAUCAGGGACAUCGUCCAGCAAGCCAUAUGUUCCACUUUAAACAUAGCUGGAACAAAGAUUUUGUUUUCAUAUACACACAAAUAAACUUACCUGCUUGAUUUUUAUACUGCCAUCCUGUUUCAGAUAAAACAUUUAACUUUUGAAACAAACUCUCAGAGGUGCUUUGCUGUGGACAUUACUUGUAUACCUGCCAAACCUAUCAAAAAGGCUGUGUUUUUUAUGUUAAUAUGUCACCAAUACUGCUUAAAAGCUAUGUGAAAUGUGUAGAAAUGUAAACAUCUCCCAUGUUUCAUUGCUUUCAUUAUUUUUAUUAAUUUUAAAAUAACUGUAAACUUAUUAGUAUGCUAUAGCAUGAAGCUUUUUUGCCACCCUGAGAACAAGUGUGUCUGGGUCUCUCUCCAUGUAUUCAACUUGUGCUGUUAAAAUGAAAAACAUCUAUUAAUUGUCUUUUAUUUUACAGUAGGUGUUCUCUAGAUCUGAAAGCAUACUUUGUACUGGCUCUCCAUUCAAUGUUAAUUUUGUAAUCUAAUUGAGCUGUAGCUGAUAGAAUCCAACUGCAAUUUGUACAAUUUGUGUUAUUCAGAUAAAAAGAUUUCACAUGAGUCAAUCUACAUACCUGAAUUUUUAAAAGAUUUAGUUAAACAUCCUUUGUAGAAAUUGUAAGGUCGAGAAGAAAAUGAUGUGUGUAACAAUCACAUCUUGAUUUUUAUAUUUAUAACUUAUUUCUGGAACUGGUCUGAAGAACUGAUACACACCCAGGAUAUGAUUCAUUUCAGUAUAUAGUUGUCUAUCUAAGAUUUGGUCAUGAUUUGUUGCAUUUUGCUGAUUUAUCUUGUUCUUCAAAAUUCAUUUAACAUUAAGGAUUUUUUAAUGUUUGAGAGAGAUGUAAAUAUACACAUAUGCCUAUAGAAUAUGAGUAAUUUAUUACUGGUAAAAAUCUUAAGGAUUGUCCUUAUCCUCCUUAUAAACACUGGACUUUCAAAAAUGUUUUUUAUCAAGUCAUGCUGUGUAUUUUGCCAUGUCAAUUUUUUAUUUAUCUAGAUUUUUGGGAUUCCUUUUGCUAACCAGACUUCAAUAACUGGUCGUGUAAUGUUACUCAGUUUUUAUACAGCUAAAUUGCGAUGAUUUCUGUCUCUGUCCUGCUUGAUUUUCGGUAAACCCGUGACACUAUUUCAUGCAAUUUUUAUAUCUCAACAGAUGUAUUAAUUGGAUCUGGUGGGGGAAGGAUUUAACUCUUCAGUGUUACUGUGAAUAGCAAAUGAAAAUGUAGUAUGAGGAUUUAAUAGGACUCUGGUGUAAACAUUUAACACUAGUAGGAGAAAAAAGACACAAAUAAUAGAAUAAAGAAAUGUAUUGUGAGUACAGAACAUGAGACUGACAAGAUUCCCAUAGCAGGAAGGAGGGAGAAAUCCCCUCUUGUGGAGAAAAAAAAAAAAAAAACAGUGCACAAAAGGUUUGUAUUUUUGUAAUAGUGUUUUUACAUGGAGUUCUAAUUUUGAAAAGCAGUUCUUCUAUUCUGACCUGUUGCAAUGUUUGGAUUUUUUUAGAACAGAAUUCAGGAUAGUGAAGGAAAUAAGUAAAAGUUUUCUUGUUUGUCAUUCAAUGCUGUAUUGUAAUCAUAAUCUGCAUUCAGCUAAUGACCUUAGUCGGAUACCUUCUGACUUUACUGCUAUAUGAAAUUCUUUGGUCUCAAUCUGUUUUGGUUGUUAUAGAGGGUACUUCAUGGACAUGUGUGCUCACGUUGGUUUAUAAAUACUAGGUUCCAGUAUGCAUCAAAUACCCAUACCUUUAUACUUCAGGAUAAUUACUCAUUUUGAAACUGGACAAGAGACCCCACUUCAUUCUUUUUGUGUAUGCAGAAAUGCAGAAAAUUAUGCAGGAAGCUUGUUAUUUUAAAUUAAGAACUUGAUAACGCUAUUUGCUUCCUACAAAUAUCUGAUAUUGUACUGCCUGAGAAUACCAGUGGUAAAGACACAAGUCUGCUUGCUGUAAACAUUCAGCCUUUUGGAAUUGGUUCCAGGUAGUUCUAACUACUUUGAAGUUGUUGCAACAAUUGGUUAAAAUGUCAGGGAAAAGGAGACAUUACAAAGAAACUUGGAAAUAGCCUCUUGACUUUGUUGGCAGCUUCCUCAUUAACCCUCAACUGAAUGCAGAUGUUGAUGUAAGCAUUUGAAAUGCAAAACUUCGUUAAUAGAUAUGAUUACUGUUUCCUUUAAUACACCAAACUAUAACAUUAAAGAACAUUUACUGCAUUUAUUAGCAAAGACUUAGCUAGAAAUAUUCCCUGAGUUUUAUUCCAUGCUAUAUUGUGUAAUAAAUUGCGUGUAGUGCAUUCCUACCUUAUUUUAUUAGGAUUUAUUUCUUCCUCAUAUGGACUUUUGCUCGUAAUUUUUUUCUUGAAAGACUGGAACUUUCUGGGGCUUUCCAGGAGGCUUUACACCUUGGAACUAAAGCAGGAUGCAACAAGUUAAACAUCCUGAAACUUUAGUUAAGACAUCAAAGAAAGAGCCUCUUGGAACUGAGGAAGGAACUUCGCUGAAAAUUUGCAAAUACUCCCAACUGAUUUUAAUGCUUC
Coturnix japonica (Japanese quail) is the source of this 4085-nucleotide messenger RNA. RefSeq names its product solute carrier family 38 member 11 (gene SLC38A11). Gene Ontology annotation, biological process: amino acid transmembrane transport. Gene Ontology annotation, cellular component: membrane. Gene Ontology annotation, molecular function: L-amino acid transmembrane transporter activity. The record is from RefSeq and is a predicted model, not a curated record. Lineage: Eukaryota; Metazoa; Chordata; Aves; Galliformes; Phasianidae.